GUUUGUGGCGGUGUUUUUUUUCCCGCGCGUUUCCAACGGUCGCUUUUUGAAAAAAACGGGUUUUUUUUACCUCAGCUUUUGUUUUGUGAGAGCGGCCUGUGUUUCCGCCUUUAAUGGGCGACCUUAGGAAGAAUUAGGAUCAGGGCAAAGGGGGAAAGGCGUUCUUAAAGCCUCUCAGGGACAUUUAAAACCAUAUUAACACAAGGAGCACUACCAGAGGAAUGUCAUCCUGUUCUCCUCUGUUAAGGAACACCACCAGAAGAAUGUCACUGACAUUGAGAGUUAGUCAUUAACAUUUAGGGACAAAACUGACCUGCAGUCACACACGCACACGUCAUAAUAUGUUAAUUACUAUUAUUUAUUAAUUGCUAAUACCCUAGUUUUAUUAUAAUUGGUCUCUUCUCAUCCUCCACCUUUUAAAAAAGUCCAUUAUGUCCUGGAGAAAGCCAUUGUUAUUAGCCUUCUUGGUUGCCUCUCUUUACUUUGUUUCAGGCAGUAGAAUAAGAGAUCAGGCUACGUUUGAACUACCUGAUGAGUUUGAGGAUGAUGAACCUAUGGAGAAGGGACAGUUUCAGCCUGAUAUUACCGUCCUGCGAAAGGGAUCAGUGGCGCCAGAGGGAUCAUAUAUGUCCCGGGCUAUUGAAGAUUCUAACAAAGUGCUGUCAUCGAUCCUACGUGAUCCACAGGCUUUAAGAAUUAUACAGGAACGCCUUGCACAGAAGAAAAUGAAACGUUGGGCACAUUACAAAACAAAAGGAAAAACUUUCAAGAAAGGAAGGGCAAGAUUUGUAAGAGAUGUGGGAAAAGCAGCAAAGCUGCGUCUGCUGGACAAACAUGUAUCCGUUUUCAAAAAGCUCAGGAAAAGGCGUGCAUGUAUGACAAAGUUGCAGAAUGGUGGAGAUACAACUGAGAGAUUUCUAGCACAGGAGGGGAAACACAGGUGUGCCAGAAGUUCAGAUGUUGGUGAUAAGGAAACAGAAACGCACACCAACUUGAGAUCUUCCAAAGGCAGCCAAAGGGGAAAAGCUGAGGGGGAUGAAAAUGAUUCAGUUGCCAUCUUUGAGAAAAAACAAGUGCUAAAGGAAAGAAGGAAGAGAGCAAUAUCCGCUGAGAAAUCAGAUUUUCUUUCUCCAAAUCCCUCUCAAAGUUAUUAUUCCCCAACCACCACAGCCCAGAGAGCAUCCCUGAAAAGACGAAAGAGAAGCAUUUCACUUUUGCUCACAAAAGAUAAACAUUUGGAUAAAGCAUUGCUGGGCAACUUGUUAAAAACACAGGAAGAGGGCAGCAGAGAGAACACUCAAACGGGAACACAUCGAAAUAAAAGAGAAGCAAAAAAGCUGUCUAUCCAAAUGAUACAUCUUACACUGACAGCUUUAAAAACUCAAGAGAAAUUGUCGACAAUGGUAGAUUAUCUAUCAGAUCCAUCCAAUAACAUGUCAGAAGAAGAAAAGUAUAACUACACCCAGGAACUCCUCAGCGAACUCAGUGCAUUUGUUAAGCUGUUGCAGCAGCAAGUCACAGAGCAGUCCCAACAGAACAUAACAGAAUUUAUUACCUCUCCUACUCCUCAAACUUAAGAUACAUCUGUAAUAUUGCUGAAUAUCAGUUAGAAAAAGAGUGAAGAUUGCAGGAUGCCUUGUUUAGAAAUCAGUUGCUACUUUGUCUAAUUAAAAACUCUGUCCUUGCAUCAUUCAACAAGAAUAUUUUGUAACUUUUGUAGCUUAAUUGUGUAAUACAAGCAGUUUUUAAAGCAGUGCUCAUGACACAAUGUUGUUUAGUAGUUGUUACAGAAGUCUCUAAACAUACCAUAUGUACACAAAAGGCAAACAGUGAAGGGGAAACAAAGUAAUUUCUGAUAAAUUAUAUUUUUCUGGACAGUGCUGCAUGCAAAUACAAACAACAGUCAGAGAAGGAUACGUAUAACAAUUUUUAAAAGAGUUUUUUUUUCUCCAACUACUCAAACUUUUUUGAUCUUGUGCCAAUCACUGGACAAGUCAUCCAGUAAAGCAUAAAUGCUAAGUGAUAAUAUUUUUAUUUUAUUCCAGUUUUGACCAAUUUCACUUUGUAAGAGGACAGGAUUCUUAAACCGGACAAAUGCAAUACUUUUGAAAGAUGACAAAAGUGUGAUGAUUCUGCAAUGUUGAUUAAUGAGCCUUGAUGCAAACCACCUUUGACUCACUAAAAAGAAAAAGCAGUCUCCGUGCUUAAGAGGAAAAAUAAUUCUUCUUUCCUACUUAUAAUGUAAACCAUUCUAAGGACUUCAAGAUGAGAGUUUGUGUAAUUUUAAGAAUUGCAGGCUCAGUUUGGCUUUGGAAGAGUUACCAUACUAAUAUAUUAAAAACAGGAAAUGAUAAUAAACAUACCUUUCUUAUUCAAA
Anolis carolinensis (green anole) is the source of this 2377-nucleotide messenger RNA. RefSeq lists its product as uncharacterized. The coding region runs from base 432 to 1577 and encodes 381 amino acids. NCBI's taxonomy places the organism in Eukaryota, Metazoa, Chordata, Lepidosauria, Squamata, Anolidae. The record is from RefSeq and is a predicted model, not a curated record. The transcript has 5 exons.